This is a messenger RNA of Cladophialophora psammophila CBS 110553, 2424 nucleotides long. RefSeq names its product 6-phosphofructokinase. The transcript has a single exon. Bases 1 to 2424 code for a protein of 807 amino acids. Gene Ontology annotation, molecular function: ATP binding; AMP binding; identical protein binding. Lineage: Eukaryota; Fungi; Ascomycota; Eurotiomycetes; Chaetothyriales; Herpotrichiellaceae. Gene Ontology annotation, biological process: fructose 6-phosphate metabolic process; fructose 1,6-bisphosphate metabolic process; canonical glycolysis. Gene Ontology annotation, cellular component: cytoplasm; mitochondrion; 6-phosphofructokinase complex. The record is from RefSeq and is a predicted model, not a curated record.
AUGACGCCCAGCGUUUACACCCCGUCCGCCAAUGCGAGGCGAGUCGCCAUCAUGACCAGUGGAGGAGAUUCGCAGGGCAUGAACGGCGUAGUCAGGGCCGUCGUACGUAUGUCGAUCCACAUGGGCUGUGAAGCGUAUGCUAUUCUCGAAGGGUACGAAGGACUAGUUCGAGGAGGAGACGCAAUCAAGCGCAUGUACUGGGAGGAUGUCCGGGGCUACCUGUCCAUAGGGGGUACAUUGAUCGGGACGAAACGGUGCCAGGAGUUCAAGGCACGGUCUGGCAGGAUGGAGGCCGCGAAGAACUUGGUCAUGAAGGGCAUUUCCGGUUUGAUAGUCUGUGGGGGCGACGGUAGUCUAACCGGUGCCGACAUAUUCAGAUCCGAGUGGCCCAGCUUGCUGGACGAGUUGGUGCAGACGAAACAGCUCACGCCCGAACAGAUUGAACCGCACCGACACCUUAAUAUCUGUGGUCUCGUCGGAUCUAUCGACAAUGACUUCUCGGGCACCGACGCCACGAUCGGCUGCUACUCGUCGCUCCAGCGGAUUUGCGAGAUGGUGGACGCCGUGGAUGACACGGCGGCGUCGCACAUGCGCGGUUUCGUCAUCGAGGUCAUGGGCAGGAACUGCGGCUGGCUGGCGCUGAUGGCCUCAAUCGCGACGGGCGCCGACUACGUUUUCAUCCCAGAGAAGCCGCCCGGCCAGGACUGGGAGGAGGAGAUGUGCGAGAUCGUGAUCAGCCACCGGAAGCUGGGCAAGCGCCGAACCAUUAUCAUCAUCUCCGAGGGCGCCCAGAACACCGAGCUCCAGAAGAUCACCGCGGACCAAGUCGUCAAGGUCCUGACCGAGAAACUCAAACUCGACACCCGCAAAACCGUUCUAGGACACAUCCAGAGGGGCGGCCUCCCGUCCUACUAUGACCGCUGGCUGGCGACCCUGCAGGGCGUCGAGGCCGUCAAGGCGCUCCUAGAGGCGACGCCGGAGACCCCAUCGCCCGUGAUCACGGUGCGCGAGAACAAGAUCCUACGGUCCGAUCUGCAGGAAUGCGUGCGGCUGACAAAGUCCGCGGGCGCGGCCCUCAAGGGAAAGGACUUCAAAAAGGCCAUGAACCUCCGCGACAUCGAAUUCAAGGACUACUUCGACAGCUACAAGCUCACCACGUCCACCACGGAAGAAAAUCCGCGUCUGCGCCUCCCAAAGGAAAAGCACAUGCGUAUUGCCAUCAUCCAUGUCGGUGCCCCCUGCGCAGGUAUGAAUCCGGCAGUGCGAGCCGCCGUUGCGUAUUGUCUUUCUCGCGGCCAUACGCCCUUGGCCAUAUACAACGGCUUUCCAGGGUUACAGAGACACCACGCUGAUAAACCUGUCGGCUCAGUCCGAGAGCUCAAGUGGAUUGAUGUGGACGACUGGGUGAACCAAGGUGGCUCAGAGCUGGGCACAAAUAGAAGUUUACCGAGUGAGGAUGUGCCCACGACCGCCGAUUGCUUCAGGCUAUACAAAUUCGACGCCCUCUUCCUGAUCGGUGGCUUCGAGGCCUUUACCUCCGCCAGCCAAAUCAGGAACAACCGGGACAAAUAUCCCUCUUUUCGCAUUCCACUCCUCGUCCUCCCAGCGACCAUCUCGAACAACGUCCCGGGAACCGAAUAUUCGCUGGGCAGUGACACUUGCCUCAACACCCUAGUAGGCUUCUGUGAUGUGAUUCGGCAAUCGGCGUCGGCGUCGAGGAGAAGGGUUUUUGUGGUCGAAACACAGGGCGGUAAGUCUGGUUAUCUCGCUACCAUGACAGGACUAGCCGUUGGCGCUCUGGCUGUUUAUACCCCAGAAGAUGGCAUCAACAUGCGCAUGUUGUUACGAGAUAUCGACUUUAUUCGCGAAGAUUUUCAGGACGACAAAGGCGCUGCAAGGGCAGGGAAGAUCAUCCUCCGAAACGAGCGUGCAAGUGAAAUUUACACGACACAAAUGAUCGCCGACGUGAUCAAUGUGGAGGCACAAGGCAGAUUCGAUGCACGCGUCGCAGUUCCUGGCCAUUAUCAACAGGGAAUGAAGCCUUCGCCGAUCGACCGCAUCCGAUCCUUUAAAUUGGCGAUUAAAUGCAUGCAAUUCCUUGAAGAUAACUUUGCUGGAAAGAGUCGAGAUGAGAUCAACGCUAAUCCUCUCAACGCCGCCAUCAUCGGUAUUCAGGGAUCCGAUGCCGUCUUCAGUCCCAUGGGCAGUGAUCUAGGCUUGGAGGCGACGCAGGCGGACUGGGCAAUGCGUCGACAAAUAACCGAAUACUGGCGACCGGUCAAAGGUAUAAUCGACAUCCUUAGUGGUCGGCCAAACGACACAAAUUGGCUUGCUGAGUACGGCAAGCCGCCUGGACCCCUUGGAGAAGCAUUCACAUCUGUCGCCCCUAGCCGCUCGGGCAGUCCUUUGGCACAAAGACCUUAG